ACUGGGGCGGGGCGAAUGGAGCGUGACUCCGCCCAUCUGCUCCAGCACUUCGGUCGCGCAGUACGAGCCGCGAGAGAGGAGACAGGGCAGGAAUACAUCCACACGCCACCCACAGCAUCCCACCGCUGUGCGGGCAGGAAUACAUCCACACGCCACCCACAGCAUCCCACCGCUGUGCGGGCAGGAAUACAUCCACACGCCACCCACAGCAUCCCACCGCUGUGCGGGCAGGAAUACAUCCACACGCCACCCACAGCAUCCCACCGCUGUGCGGGCAGGAAUACAUCCACACGCCACCCACAGCAUCCCACCGCUGUGCGGGCAGGAAUACAUCCACACGCCACCCACAGCAUCCCACCGCUGUGCGGGCAGGAAUACAUCCACACGCCACCCACAGCAUCCCACCGCUGUGCGGGCAGGAAUACAUCCACACGCCACCCACAGCAUCCCACCGCUGUGCGGGCAGGAAUACAUCCACACGCCACCCACAGCAUCCCACCGCUGUGCGGGCAGGAAUACAUCCACACGCCACCCACAGCAUCCCACCGCUGUGCGGGCAGGAAUACAUCCACACGCCACCCACAGCAUCCCACCGCUGUGCGGGCAGGAAUACAUCCACACGCCACCCACAGCAUCCCACCGCUGUGCGGGCAGGAAUACACCCACACGCCACCCACAGCAUCCCACCGCUGUGCGGGCAGGAAUACAUCCACACGCCACCCACAGCAUCCCACCGCUGUGCGGGCAGGAAUACAUCCACACGCCACCCACAGCAUCCCACCGCUGUGCGGGCAGGAAUACAUCCACACGCCACCCACAGCAUCCCACCGCUGUGCGGGCAGGAAUACAUCCACACGCCACCCACAGCAUCCCACCGCUGUGCGGGCAGGAAUACAUCCACACGCCACCCACAGCAUCCCACCGCUGUGCGGGCAGGAAUACAUCCACACGCCACCCACAGCAUCCCACCGCUGUGUGGGCAGGAAUUCAGUGCCAGACAUCUAAUGUGGACUGCUACUGACCC
Molecule: messenger RNA, 1024 nt
Organism: Anguilla anguilla (European eel)
Lineage: Eukaryota; Metazoa; Chordata; Actinopteri; Anguilliformes; Anguillidae
Product: extensin-like
Exons: 2
Coding region: 16-1005 (329 amino acids)
Source: RefSeq, a predicted model, not a curated record